This is a messenger RNA of Staurois parvus, 326 nucleotides long. The record is from the annotation of a GenBank genome assembly. NCBI's taxonomy places the organism in Eukaryota, Metazoa, Chordata, Amphibia, Anura, Ranidae.
GCAUUAAAUUUGUAAACCGCCUGUAUAGUACAUGUAAUAAAUAAAAAUAUAUAAAUCACAAGGGAACAAAUAGUUCCUUAUGUUCUCCGUAAUGCAGUGUUUCUCAACUCCAGUCCUCAUGGACCCCCAACAGGUCAUGUUUUCAGGAUUUCCCUCAGAUGAAACAGCUGUGGUAAUUACUAAGGCAGUGAAACUGAUCAAAUCACCUGUGCAAAAUAAUGGAAAUCCUGAAAACAUGACCUGUUGGGGGUCCAUGAGGACUGGAGUUGAGAAACACUGCUGUAAUGAGACAUCAGGGGUCUAAAAGAAUGUCCUCCAAUGAAGAU